This is a messenger RNA of Cryptosporidium muris RN66, 519 nucleotides long. Its product is annotated as FeS cluster assembly scaffold IscU domain-containing protein, putative. Gene Ontology annotation, molecular function: ferrous iron binding; 2 iron, 2 sulfur cluster binding. Gene Ontology annotation, cellular component: cytoplasm; mitochondrial matrix. The record is from RefSeq and is a predicted model, not a curated record. The transcript has a single exon. NCBI's taxonomy places the organism in Eukaryota, Apicomplexa, Conoidasida, Eucoccidiorida, Cryptosporidiidae. Gene Ontology annotation, biological process: intracellular iron ion homeostasis; iron-sulfur cluster assembly. The coding region runs from base 1 to 519 and encodes 172 amino acids.
AUGAUGAUAGCGGUGCGUAACUGCAUAACUAGAUGCAAGCAGCAUUUAUCACUAAUAGCCCAGAAGGCAAUGUAUAGUGAGGCUGUACAUGAUCACUUCCGUAAUCCUAGAAAUGUUGGUACCCUUCCAAGUGAUAAGAAAAAUGUGGGAACUGCAGUCGUAGGUAAAGCAGCCUGCGGGGAUGUUGUGAAACUGCAAGUUUCCAUUGAAGAUGGGGUAAUUCGUGAUGCUAAAUUCAAGACAUUUGGAUGUGGAUCGGCAAUUGCAAGUUCAUCUUAUGUUACAGAAUUAAUUAAAGGUAAAACUCCGGAGGAUGCAUUAAAAAUUAAGAAUACUGAUAUAGCUAAUUAUUUAAAUUUACCUCCAGUCAAGCUACACUGUUCCCUAUUAGCUGAAGAUGCUGUUCAUCUUGCUAUCAAGGAUUAUCAAAGUAAACAGAGUACUUCUGAUGAUAAAUCAAGUUCAUCUGUGAAUAUAUCAUAUUCAGAUGAUAAUAAAGUUGAUCCAGAUACUAAGUGA